ACUGUCAAAUUUUAACUAAAAGUUAAAAUAAUUCGUGAGACGCUGCCCAGCCUUAGAGAGAAAAGCGAAUGUUUCUCGUGUAUAUUGAAUAAAAAUUUUAAUCACAAGAAGUUUUAGUAAAAUGGAUUUUUUCCUUCAACGAGAUGGGAUAUUAAAAGAGGAAGAGCCCGAAAACAGCCCGGCAGCCCUUUCCCCAUCGUCCGCUCCAACAACCGAUAUUCCAAUAAAGCUCGAAUAUCAGAUUUGUGAUGAAGAGUUCACACAGAAAAGUGAUCUUCAUAAAGACGGUAUAGUACCUAAAGGUGAACAGGUUUAUAGUUGCGAAAUUUGCGGGGGACAAUUUUCAAUGAAGAAAGCCCUGAACAAGCACAUGAUCGUUCAUACUGAUAACCAGCAAUUUAUGUGUAAUGUGUGUGGCAAAGAAUUCCAGUGUUAUCAGCGGUUAAAGGACCACACAAAUAUUCACACUGGCGAGCGUCCGUACAAUUGCACUGCAUGCGAAAAAAACUUCUGGUCUAAACAGAUGCUUACUCGACACAUGCACAUUCACACGAGCCAGGGUUCGUACAAAUGCAUUGUAUGCGGGAAAGAAUUUCCUAUUAAGGGUUAUCUAACUAAUCACAUGUAUAUUCACCAAAGUGAGUACAAAUAUAAAUGCGAAGUGUGUGGCAAAGGCUUUAAUGUGGGUUCUACCCUCGCGAGACACAAACGCAUUCAUUCAAACGAGAAGUUCAAAUGCACCAUAUGCGAGAAAGAUUUUUCCACUAAGUAUAAUCUUAUCACACACAUGAAAAUUCAUGCGAAUGAUUACGAGCAUAAGUGCGAUGUGUGUGGCAAAGGAUUUAUUUCCAAAUCCCGUUUGAAAGUUCACAAAAAUAUUCACACAGGUGAACGGCCUUACAAAUGCACUGUAUGCGGAAAGGACUUUAAUAGCAAAACAAAACUUUUAGGACACAUUCGACUUCACACAAGCGAGCGACCGUUUAAAUGCACUGUAUGUGGAAAAGAAUUUGCCAUUAAGCGUUACUUAACUCAACACAUGUCUAUUCACCAAAGUGUGUACAAAUAUAAGUGCGAAGAUUGUGGCAAAUACUUUCAUAAUGGUACUAGUUUCGAGAGCCACCAACGCAUUCAUUCGAACGAGAAUUUCAAAUGCACCAUAUGCGAGAAAGAUUACUCUAAUAAGUGUUAUUUUAGCAUACACAUGAAAAUGCAUGUAAAUAAUUACGUGCAUAAGUUGCAUAAGUGCGAUGUGUGCGACAGAGGAUUUAUCUCCAAAUCACUUUUGAAAGACCACGAAAAUAGUCACACAGGUGAACGGCCUUACAAAUGCACUGUAUGCGGAAAGGACUUUCAUAGUAAAAAAGCACUUUCGGAUCACAUGCGACGUCACACAAGCGAGCGACCGUUCAAAUGCACCGUAUGUGGAAAAGAUUUCGUAAUUAUGGGUUACCUAUCCAGACACAUGCGCACUCACACGGAUGAUUAUAAUCAUAAGUGUGACGUUUGUGGCAAAGGAUUUGUAACCAGAGCCCUCUUGGAAGAUCAUGAACGCCUUCAUACAGGAGAGCGACCGUUCAAAUGCACUGUAUGUGGAAAAGAAUAUGCCAAUAAGGGUUACUUAACUAAACACAUGUCUAAUCACCAAAGUGUGCAAAGUGUGUUUGAAUAUAAGUGCGAAGAAUGUGGCAAAAACUUUCGUAAUGCUGCUAGCUUCGCGGAACACAAACGCAUUCAUAGGAACGGGAAGGUUAAAUGCACCAUUUGCGAUAAAGAUUAUAACACUAACUAUGAACUUAGAAGACACAUGAAUUUCCAUACAGAAGGUUACGAGCAUAAGUGUGAUGUUUGUGGCAAAGGAUUCAUGACCAGAUUACGCUUGAAAGAACAUGAAAACAGUCAUACAGGAGAGCGACCGUACAAAUGCACUGUAUGUGGAAAAGACUUUCAUCGUAAAGUAAAUCUUUCUGUACACCUACAGAUUCACACAAGCGAGCGACCGUUCAUAUGCACCGUAUGUGGAAAAGAUUUCGCGGUUAAGUAUUACCUAUAUAGACACAUGUUUAUUCACAAAAGUGAGUACACAUACAAGUGUGAAGUGUGUGGUAAAGGCAUGAAUGAUAGAACAAGCUUCGUGAGACACAAACGCAUUCAUACGAACGAGAAGUUUAAAUGCACCGUAUGUGGAAAAGAUUUUACAACUACGUAUUAUCUAAAAAAGCACACGCUUAGUCACACUGCACCAUCGUGAUGUAUGUGGCCAAGGAUUUAGAACCAGCUUACUUUUGAAAGACCACGACCACAAUGUCGUAUCAUUUAUCGCAGAAGUAUAAUAGUAAUAAAUUAAUUUUGUGAACAUUUUCCAUUUGAAUGGGAUGUCUUUUUA
Molecule: messenger RNA, 2386 nt
Organism: Malaya genurostris
Lineage: Eukaryota; Metazoa; Arthropoda; Insecta; Diptera; Culicidae
Product: zinc finger protein 845-like
Exons: 2
Coding region: 122-2251 (709 amino acids)
Biological process (GO): regulation of transcription by RNA polymerase II
Cellular component (GO): nucleus
Molecular function (GO): RNA polymerase II transcription regulatory region sequence-specific DNA binding; DNA-binding transcription factor activity, RNA polymerase II-specific
Source: RefSeq, a predicted model, not a curated record